Molecule: messenger RNA, 1167 nt
Organism: Penicillium cataractarum
Lineage: Eukaryota; Fungi; Ascomycota; Eurotiomycetes; Eurotiales; Aspergillaceae
Product: C2H2-type zinc finger protein
Exons: 2
Biological process (GO): regulation of transcription by RNA polymerase II
Cellular component (GO): nucleus
Molecular function (GO): RNA polymerase II cis-regulatory region sequence-specific DNA binding; DNA-binding transcription factor activity, RNA polymerase II-specific
Source: RefSeq, a predicted model, not a curated record
UUCCCCCUGUCCUCCAUCGGCACCGCCGACGACUCAGAUCGCGACUCCGUUAAGCAUGAGAGCCGCGCUCAAUCGCCGUCAGCUUCCAAUAUGCCCCCAUCAAAGCGCCGUCGUACAGGGGUAGCUUCUUGGGACCGCCACACCCCCAUGUCCUCUCUCCAAGACGAAGUCCCGCCUCCCCCUUCGCCAACAGCUUCAAUCUCCUCCGACACCUCCGGCGAAAUCCCCAACUCCCCUCUCCUCUUCGGUGCUGCGCUGGGCGGCAACACCCAAGAGGAUGAUUAUAGCGGCCAGAGCGGCGAUCAAGUAACCGUGUGUCUAUGGGAUGGAUGCACGGCAGGUGACCUCGGCAAUAUGGAUGGCCUGGUACAACAUAUCCACAACGAGCAUAUCGGGACCCGGCAGAAGCGGUACUCGUGCGAGUGGAUGGAUUGCUCCCGUAAAGGUCAAACGCAUGCCAGCGCAUAUGCCCUGCGUGCGCAUAUGAGGAGCCAUACUCGAGAGAAACCCUUUUACUGCACCCUCCCUGAGUGUGAUCGUAAUUUUACCCGCUCGGACGCCCUAACAAAGCACAUGCGCUCUGUCCACGAACUCGACAAUCUGCGACCUACCGAGGUCAAGGCCGCGGCCGCUGGUAGCGUGACGGGUACCCCAGUGUCGAAGCUCCAACGCAUCCGCCUCAAGCUUUCACAGCCAGCAAAAGAGCCCGGUAGCGAGACAGACCAUCCCAACGAGCCUAUCUUGACCACUAUCACCGCACAUGAUGACUCGGAAGACACAAGCAUGCCGGAAUUCGGACCAGAGCUCGGCUUCGACGAGCGCGAGCUCGCCAUGGCCCCACGCGAUCUAUACCGCCUGCUCCGACGCCAGAUAUUCUGGGCAGAGAAAGAAACCACACAGCUAAAAUCCGAAUGGGACGAGCUUCGACCGAAGCGCGAGCAGUCCUGGCUGGAGAAGGAAGCCAUCUUCGACGAUGUCAUCGACGCUGAGCUGCGGCUCUUUAGCGCCAUCGUUGGUGAUAUCGACGCUCCUCCAGCGGCACCUGGAAACCUGGCUACUAGUCUGGAAAAGCUCCAGCACCAGCAAUUGCACUUUAAGCAACAGCAGGAGCAAUUACAGGCCAAGUCCGCUGAGGUUGCUGAGGGUGAGGUCGAUGCUGCUGCUUAA